Messenger RNA from Zophobas morio, 555 nucleotides. Its product is annotated as nuclear protein 1. The transcript has a single exon. Gene Ontology annotation, cellular component: nucleus. Bases 82 to 279 code for a protein of 65 amino acids. NCBI's taxonomy places the organism in Eukaryota, Metazoa, Arthropoda, Insecta, Coleoptera, Tenebrionidae. Gene Ontology annotation, biological process: negative regulation of cell cycle; regulation of transcription by RNA polymerase II; negative regulation of cell population proliferation. The record is from RefSeq and is a predicted model, not a curated record.
UGCGGUUCGUCAGUCAGUUGUUCGCAAACGUUGACAACCGAAGCAAGUUAGUACAAAUACUCAGUGAUCUUUUUCCUCAAGAUGUCCGAAGCCCAUUUCGACGAAUAUGAGCAUUACAAUUUCCAAUACGACAAACAUAUCUACAGCGGUCACAGCGGCAAGCAGCGCUCCAAGAAGGAGGUUAGUGCACACACGAACCACAACGACCCCAGCGGUCAUUCCAGAAAGAUCGUCACCAAGAUGAUGAACACGGAGAUUAACAGAAAGACGAAGAAUUGACCUCGAGUUCCUAAAAUGUGAUUUUUUCCGACAUCCAAAGACGUUCCGCUGCGAGUUUGAGGACUUUCCCCAUUGGUUGUGAUUUCGUUUGUUCGUAGUUGAGUAUGACACUGAUCGUCCCGAUCGCGUCAGCCAUGCCUUUAUGUCAUUUCGUGUAUGGAAUGGAUUAGUUUCUUCAUGUCGAUGGAAGUGAUAAAAGUCGACGGAAUACUGUAUUACUAAUAAAUUAUUGUUACUUUUGUAGUAUUGUAUUUUUUAAUAAAUACUUUACGUUUA